Messenger RNA from Schistocerca gregaria, 17176 nucleotides. RefSeq names its product unconventional myosin-XV (gene Myo10A). The record is from RefSeq and is a predicted model, not a curated record. Lineage: Eukaryota; Metazoa; Arthropoda; Insecta; Orthoptera; Acrididae. Gene Ontology annotation, molecular function: cytoskeletal motor activity; protein binding; ATP binding. Bases 1213 to 11682 code for a protein of 3489 amino acids. Gene Ontology annotation, cellular component: myosin complex; cytoskeleton. The transcript is spliced from 56 exons.
AGUCCGCCUCGCGCCGCCGCCACGGCAGGGUCAGCUGCGCGCGCUCGCCGCUCACUCCACCGCUGCACUCACGCCCCUGUAUCAGCGCGCACACUGUACAGGUUCCUGGCGUCUUCCGCCUACCUCUGACAGCCGGUGUCGCGACUGCUCUGGCCGACACCGUCGAUCGGCUGUCGACGGCCGUGCCCGUCUUCCCGAACGACAACUUGCAUCUCCGUGCAACACCAGCAGGGUUCUGGUCGUUCGUGAUUUGUGUCGGAGGGCGCGUCCGCCGGAAAAGAACAGCUGGUGGUCGGGGAGCGUCGGCGCGGACUCCCGGAAGUGGCGGCUGCGCACACGUCGGCUGCCUGCGGGAGAAAGUCGGUGAGCGGCGGCCCGACCAGCGGGAUCUCUGGCGGCUGUCUGCGCAGCAAGAACGAGGAGGCGGCCCGCUCUGCUGUUCCCUUCUUGCACCUGAAGCCUCACCGCUGCGGAAAACCCACCCUCCGUUCUGUGCUGCAGUCAGUUCCCUGACGAUGUGUGCGUCUUAGUGUUCAGUAACUACGUCCUGAGAAGCAGUGUUCCGUGUUUUCGCAGAGCUGGUUCCCUACCGCGUUGAAUGUGCGUGAUAUGUAGAACUUAUUUGUCGCCGUCAUACUUCGAUGUUGAUCUUUCGGACAGAGCUAAACCGCAGUUGAGUAAUACAGCUUUCUCGUUUACAUGCAUACCUGUUUCACUCUGGACUUAUUUUGUCUGUAAGUAGCUGAAGCCGACUUCCACGUUGUAUUACGUUGGAGCGGCAUUGCCCAGUGCGGAAAGUUCAUCAGUUACAGAUGCAUUUUAGAACGAGUAAGUACGAUUUGGAUUAUACCUGUAUACAUCGAGUGACUGGAGCAGUAAUAUUUACCGAACCGUCAUUAGUAGAAAUUUAGAAGUGAAAAUAAAACUACAAUUUGAAAACUUUUGUCUCUCUCGAACUGAUUCAGUUUUCCACUGCAAUGUCAGUAAAAUCUCUGUGAAACAAGAAGGAAAUAUGAUGACCAGACACUUGCUGAGUUCGCCAGAGAUCAUUUUAGUGUAAACUGAGUGACUGAAAAGGAGACCUUACUCGAAUUGGUCGAACCUGGAAGUAGUGCGUCAGUGUCCGGUGUCAUCCAGCCCACGGGUGUAGCGUCUCCGAGGUGCGAGAGGUGUAACCGGAGCCGUGGGAAGCGAAUGCGCCGGUAGGCGACGAUGGAAGGCGCGGGUGAGUCCGGCCCCGGCAGCGGCGGCACGGAGCCCUUCCUCAGACUACGCAACCGCUCCACGUCGUGGUCGGGCGAGUCGCCGCUCUACAGCAACGAGCAGUUCCUCAGCGUGCUGGCGGGCAGCUCGGCGCCCUGCUGCCCGCACGGAGUGCCCAUCCGCAAGCCCGGCGACGCCGCCGACCAGAGCUACGCCGUGCCGCAGCCCUCGGCCCACUGCUGCGCGCACGUGCACCGCGACUGCCACCGCCACCAUCACCACCACCAUCACCACCACAAACAACGAGGCGCGGAGACCGCUACCGUCGAGGCAGAAAAGGUCCGGAAGUGCUCGUGCGCGUCGCAGCCCGGAAACGCCGCAGCGACACAGCUGACUGUCGGCGAGGAUGUCGUUACCGCCCCGGCACGCGUGUCUUCGUCCUCCUCGGACGCCACGCCGGUCGUCAGACACACGACUAUUAUCCGGUCCGGAUCCUCGGCGAGGCCCGGUUCCGAAAUGCCGACCCGCCGAAGAUCGAGAUCGUCCAGCCGCGGCGGCUCCGUCGAGGACCUGCCGGCUGUGGUAGUCGAGGCGAGCCCGGACGGCAGACGCCCGUCCUACAGCCACCAGCAAGUGGCCAGGUCUCUGUCCGUCGACGACGCGCCGGACGUAAUCUACCGCGAGGAAGCUAGCUUCGGCAGGAGGUCUUCGUCUUGCUCCCACAGCCGGAUCGUUCUCGAGUCCGACGCCUCAGCUGUAGACAACGGCGAUCGCCACAGGAGCAGCAGGACGUCAUCGUGUGAAAGAAUCGAAACAGUCGUACACUCUAGGCGACAGUCGAUGGCGACCGCCCCAGAGGAAAAGCCCACGGUUAGGAGAACUUCCAUGUACGGAAAUGUGGACGCCGACGGCUCCAUCGUCAUCUUCCCUCGCACGUCCGAGAAGAGCUUCGAAGCCGAGAGGCCGCCGCCGAUCGACGCCAAGGCGCUGGACAUACGCCCCGCCCGGCACGUCUACGCCAACGCCAGGACCCCCCCUCGCACGCUCAAGUCGCCGGCCAGUCUCGCCGAACUCUGCGUCAGAAGGCUCAUACGAUGCCCGCAGGUGUUCACGCUGACCAGCCUGGCGGGCGUGAAGAGGCGGCAAGACCUGGGCCAGACCGGCAUAGAUGACAUGAUACAGCUCUCAGACCUCAACGAAGCGUCGUUGUUGUGGAACCUGAAGAUCCGAUAUGACAGAGAGCUAAUUUACACCUACACGGGAAGUAUCCUCGUAGCCGUCAACCCGUACAAAAUGUUCGACAUUUAUGGCCUCGACAUGGUCAAGAAAUACGAGGGACAAAUACUCGGAACGUUACCUCCGCACCUGUUUGCUGUUGGCGCUGCAGCUUACAGUCAUCUCCACAAAGAAGGAAUGCCACCUGAAAAUCAGGUUGUAGUCAUCUCAGGAGAGAGUGGUUCUGGAAAGACUGAAUCAACAAAACUGGUUAUGCAGUAUCUAGCUGCUGUGAAUAAAGCACCUUCAAAUCUGAUAACUGAACAGAUUUUAGAAGCAUCACCACUGCUUGAGAGUUUUGGAAACGCCAAGACAGUGCGAAAUGACAACUCAUCACGGUUUGGAAAAUAUCUCGAGGUUCACUUUAAAGAUGGUGUAAUAAUUGGAGCCAAAAUCACUGAGUACCUGCUAGAGAAGUCACGCAUAGUGACUCAAGCUCCAGAAGAACGUAACUAUCAUGUCUUUUAUGAGAUGUUACGUGGACUUCCAUCAGACCAACGAGAAAAAUAUGGUCUUCUCUCGCCUGACAAAUACUUCUACCUCAACCAGGGAGGCAAUGUUGAGAUUGAUGGCAAGGCAGACAAUGAAGAUUUCCAGUCACUUCUGUCAGCAAUGCAGGUUUUGGGUCUUUCCUCAGAAGAGCAAGAUACAAUUUUCAAGAUACUUGCUUCAGUAUUGCACCUAGGGAAUGUGUACUUUCAUCGGAAGCAACUCAAGCAUGGAACAGAAGGAGUCGAGAUUGGUUCUGAUGCUGAAAUUCGAUGGACAGGACACCUUUUGCAGCUCAGUGUUGAUGGAAUCAAACGCUCACUCACUACUAAAACUACGGAAGCUCGUGGUGAACGUGUCUUCACUCCGCUGAGUAUUGACCAGGCUUUAGAUGCCCGUGAUGCCUUUGCAAAAGCUCUUUACAGCACACUUUUCUCCUGGUUGGUGUCUCGAAUCAAUCAAAUUGUUUUCAAGGGCACCAAACGGACUGCUGCCAUUUCUAUUCUCGAUAUAUUUGGAUUUGAGGAUUUCAAGGAGAACAGCUUUGAACAACUAUGCAUAAACUAUGCAAAUGAAAAUCUUCAGUUCUAUUUCAACAAGCACAUUUUCAAGUUAGAACAACAGGAAUAUGCUAAAGAGAAGAUUGAAUGGCAAACAAUCACUUAUACAGAUAAUCUGCCAGUCAUACAUCUGAUAUCUAAAAAGCCUGUGGGUAUUCUUCACCUUCUGGAUGAUGAGAGCAACUUUCCAAAGGCAACAGAUAUUUCGUUCUUGGAAAAGUGCCAUUACAACCAUGCUCUUGAUGAGCUGUACUCUCGGCCCCGUAUGUCUGGAAGUGAAUUUGGAAUCCGACAUUAUGCUGGACAAGUAUGGUAUAAUGUUGAUGGCUUCUUGGACAAAAACAGAGACACUCUGAGGCCUGAUGUUGUGGAACUCUUAAUCAGCAGUAAACUGAGUAUGCUUAGCAAGAUGUUCCACAGUUUGCGUUCUAGUCAUGAAGCAGCAAAAACCAUUAACAAAGCUAAUGGACGCUUUGUCACAAUGAAACCAAGAACACCAACAGUUGCUGCACGCUUCCAUGAUUCUUUGCAGCAUCUUCUGGAUUCUAUGUCAAAGUGUAAUCCAUGGUUUGUGCGCUGUAUCAAACCAAAUAAUGAUAAAGCACCAAUGAAAUUUGAUAUGCCAAUUGUCCUGGAACAGUUACGCUAUACAGGUAUGCUGGAGACAAUACGAAUACGGAAGAUGGGAUAUCCUGUAAGACUGAAAUUUGCUCAAUUUGUUGAACGUUAUCGCUAUUUGCUCCCUCACAGAGGUCGCACAGUACAAAGAGGAACUCCAUUCAGAGAGCUAUGUCGUGUGAUACUUGAAACGGCAGCAAGUGGUAGUGGUGAUUACCAGUUAGGAACAUCACGUGUCUUCCUACGAGAGGGCCUCGAACGAAGACUGGAACGUGAGCGUGCUGAAGUUGUUAAAAAGGCAGCUGUCACUGUGCAGCGACAUGUACGAGGUUGGCUGGCUCGACGACGAUACCGAGCCAUUCGCCGAAGUGCUGUAGUCAUCCAAGCACACCUGCGUGGCUGGUCUGCUCGACGGAAGUACCGAACUGUCAGACAUGGAGUUAUACGUGCUCAAGCACUCUUCCGUGGGCGUAGACAGAGAGUGCGCUACAAACAGCUGAAGGAAGAACUAAAGAGACGAGCAGAGGUUGAAAAGGUAGCACGUGAAAGAGCCCGAGUGAAGGCACAGCGUGAGGAGCAGGAGAGGGCUUCUCGUGCUGUAGCUGGUGUGAACCACCUGGAGAUACCUGCAGAGUUAGCUUUCAUCUUUAGUAAACUUGAUGAUUGGCAACAAGUCCAUUCAGAAAGAAAUUUGGUAAAAGUAGUUGGUGGUGUACAGUCAUCUGCCCAGAAUGAGAAGUAUCAUCUACCACAUGACAUCGAUCAUUAUGCAUUUACUAAAUUCACCAAUGUCUACUUCAAGAGUCAUCUUUGGGGCAUGAAGAGGGAGCCUAUUAAGACACCGUUUCUUGCUAAGUCAAAAGACAUUGAUUAUCAGGAUUCUCUGGCUAUUUUCAAGCUGAUUCUGAGGUUUAUGAAUGACAAUAAUUUGAGUGGCAAGAAAGAAAUUGCGCUUGGUGAUUACAUAGCCAACAAGGGAAUAAUCAAUGAAAAAAUGAGGGAUGAAAUCCUGUGCCAGUUGUGUAACCAGACGUGGAAAAAUGAGAAUGAUGCAAACAAUGAACGAGGGUGGCUGUUGAUUGCAAAUUGUCUCUCUGUCUUUCCACCAUCAAAGACACUUUACAAAUAUUUACUUAAGUAUGUGUCAGAUAAUGCAUAUGAUGGCUACAAAGCAUUGUGUCAGCGGAAGUUGCUGCAGUCUGCACGUGUGGAAAGUCAGUUGGCUCGCACAUAUCCCCCUAGUCUGCUUGAAUGGCGAUCCAACCGCAAGCGUGUGAAUAUGGCACUUACAGUGCAUUUUGCUGAUGAGGAGACUCGAACUGCAGCAGUUGAUUCAUGGACAACAUGCGAGUCACUUGCUGCUAGUGUCGUUCGAGAACGUGGAAUUCCUGAAAGUUCAGGUUGGACUGUGGCUCUUGAGGGUGGCACUGGUGGCAAUGGUCUGGAGUAUGCCCUCGAUCUCAUCUCAGAGAUGGAGUUGAUGCCUGCAUUUCCUGCCUGUAAGAAUCCCACUUUUGGAGGUUCGCCUGCACCACGACAAAAUGUUAACAAGGUGGUUACCUCUACUCCUAAUGCAAGCCCUGUGCCUGGUGACGUAGAGCCUACAACAACUCCUAGGCGACCAGCAGUGCCUCCACCAGAACCACCAGUUCACAAGCAGCCAGUCUUGGAUGUGCCAACGCCAGCAGCUCGCAGAGAGGAGCCUAGAGUUCGUUCACAGUCUCGUGACCACACUGUCCAGCAGACUGGUCUCUCGAGGAAAUCUGCACUUAAUGACCGCUACUUUGAGGACAGGGGACGUAGUCGUAGUCUCGAUAAUCUCCUUGAAGCGGAUGUGGCUGUCGCUCCAGCAGUUACACCCAGUAAGCUGUCAAGUCUUGGACUUUCUCAAAGCCGACUGAAUGAACGUUACCAUUCUAUUGAGAAAGUUGACAGCACUUCCACGGAUCCAGGAAUGAGUAUGAUGCUGACUGCUGUCUCAAACAAAGAAUAUAUGACAAAGUCAGAAGCAUUACUGGAGGAGAACUUGGAGUCUGUUUCCCAGCGAGGAGAAAAUACUCGAAAAUACAGCCACAGUGCCAGAUCAGCAGAAAUAAAUGGUGGUCAUGCAAGCUCUUCCGCAGCAUUGGAUCAGUUACCAUCUGAUUUGUUGGAUGCCCCUCGUGACCGUGAAGAGUUGGCACUUGAUUUUGACUACCAUGAUUUGGUGAGUCAGUCCCGUAGCGAGGAUGACAAAGGGAGCUAUGUACGUCCAGGCCAUCCACGGUUUAUAAAGUCACACUAUGCGGGUAAAAGGGCAGCACCAGGCAGCCAUUCAAGUCGAGCGUACAUUGAGACUCGCAACUCAGAGAAAUCAGAGUAUGGCGGCAAGUCAUCUGCUUUGUCGGACACAAGUGAAGCACCUUCUCUUGCUUCACAUGUCCGACGUGUUCGAGUACCCUCUCAAGCAUCAGAUGUGGACCAGUUCCUGGAUGAUCUGUUUAUGCCUGUGCUCGAUGGCAGUUUGGAUGAGCUUUCAGAUGCUCGGUCUUUGGCUGCCUCCAUAAAAGGAGGGGGAAGUGACAAGACUCAUGAAGAUAGAGAUAUGGAUGAUUCGGAUCACGAAGUAGCCAGCCUUACUAGUCAAGGAAACAGGUGGCAACAGGAAAGUCGAAUAAUUGAGAAUGUGGAAGAUUACAUAAAAGAUUUGUUCAGACCAAUAUUUAUUAACAGUAGCCUUCGUGGUUUGACAGAAGUUUCAGCUAUGACAGAAGCCAUCAAGGGUGGUGGUGGUAUGGAGACACAGCAGACAUCAACACAACAGCAAACAACUGCAGCAUUUGGAUUCACACCCAUUGCUAGUAUGACAUCACCGGCACCUGUGGUCAUGUCUGGAAUGAUGUCACCUCCACCUGUCAUGAUGCCAUCUCUUCCCAUGUUUAGUCCAGCUGCAACACUGAUGCCAGCUGCCUCGAGCAAUCUCCCAUACAUGGCAACCGGCGGAGUGACAGGUGUGCCUUUCUAUUCUGCAGUUCCUGAAGCUAUGGGACACCAACACAACUUCAUGCCUGUGCCCAUUUACAGUAUGCAAGGUCUGAGCCUGCCAACACCUUUUGGUGCUGCACCAACGGCGCCAGCAGCUGCACCCGGUGUGGACCCAGGCGUGGCUGCUGCUUAUCAGCGUGCCUUCUUGCAGACAGCGAUGGCACAAAACAUGCAGAUCCAGCAGCAGCUCUUAGCACAAAGUCAGGCAUUGCAACAAAUGCUCACACAGCCUGCUGCGCAGUUGCAGAUGCAGCAGAUGCAAGUGCAGAUGCAACAGCAGCAGCAAAUACAGCAACCUGCCUCUCAUCAUCUUGUGUCUGGACUGCACCAAUUUCCGGCACCUCCGCCGGUACCUGCUUAUGAUUCUAUAGACAGGAGUUCGAAGGUAUCUUUUCGAGAGCCGGAAAAUGGAGAACUCUGGUCAACUGAAAAACGCCAGACUACAUCUGUGCUGCAGUAUGCUGCGACACCUGCCUCCGCCAAUGGGCCUACAAGUAAACAGCCACCAAAACCCCCACAGAUUCCUCAGCAGGGUUCUCCUAUCAAAGAAGCUGCAUCUUCACCUAGGAAAAUGAGCCCCACUAAAAAUGCACACUCAGCUUUCACAAAUGUAUUGUCUGAGCUCAAGAAUAGGAAAAGUUCAGUUGAAUCUACAACAUCAUACACUAAGGCACCAUCACCUGGAAUGGCACCACCUCCUCCCCCUCCACCUAUGCCACCACCUCCUGACCAUCCUGACCCUUCAGAAGCUAGACCAUUCUUAGAUCCAUAUGGACGAGCAAAGACUGUUCGCAUUGGGAAAUGGCGAUGGCCUCCUCCUAAAAAUGAGACAGAAGAUCCCAAUGACAGUUUUUUGCAGUUCAAGUUGCGGCAGCAUCAACGCAAGAAUACACCACAGUCACAGCAGCAAUACAACCAGGAAUAUGGCGAUAUGACUGAGGGCAUUGAAUGGGAAGAAUUUGAAAUACCAGAGAGAGGGGGAAGAGUGACAUCUCCUUCUCCAAGGAAGGACAGUCAUUCCAGCAAACCACAAGAAAUCUCUCCAACUAAAGAGAAAUCUUCUGCAAAGGCAUUUGAAGUGGGUGCUUCACGUCCAGUUCCAGGAAGUAUAGGAAAGCUCCGCAUCAGCAGUGAAAUGCGAUCAAAAUUGGAAAUGGUGACAGCAAAUCAUAGUAUCAGGGCAAGUAACAAACCAGAGAAGCCAGCUGUCCUUCCUGCUAAGCGAGAAGAUGCUCGUCCUGUGAGGAAGUUAGAAGAUAAUCGCCGACACAUGCUAGAGCAGCAACUGACCGGUCGUUGGGACUCUGUUGACUCCAUUGCAGACAUUCGAGGUGUUAGCAAGGAAGAACGAUCAGAUGUACAACAAACAAAUAUUGUCCGGAGUCAGGUAGAGCGGAUGGAAAAAACAACUCCGAACCGCAUAGAAGAAAAACUACCUACCACGAAUGGAUGGGAUAGGCCAAGUGCAAAUGCAAUGGCUGAUAAGGCAGCUUGGGAGAAAAGUAUAGGCAUGAGUGGCUGGGAGACAGCAACCUGGGAAAGAGAACGUGAGCCAUGGGAGAGGCAUACAGGUGUGACACCGAAUUCUGGUUGGGACACAAAGCCAGCACCAUCUGCUGCUAGCAGCUGGAGGCCUGCUCCUCCACCACCUCCUGUCACCCCGCACUUCAUCGAUACAUCCCCUACAUCACGGGCCAGCAGCUUCUAUUCCCAGAGUAAUACAAAUGCUCUUCCGAGGCCACGUUCCCCACCACCUCCAGUGCAACCUGGAGGGUUCUCUCAGCAGCAGUUGCAGCAACAGCAUACGUCCUAUCAGCAAGUUGGUGCUUCUAGUCGACUCAUGGACAGAGACCGCCGUUCUUCUGCAUCAACGCAUCUGACAGAUCGUAUGGAGCGUAUUGAGAUUGAGGAGUCAUCUGAAUUCCUGCAGCCUGUGGAUUCAGCACCACCACCAGCUGUAGAGCGACAGGAUCCUAGCCAUCAGCUUGAGGCUAUUAAAACAGUGCUGUUUCCUCCCAGCACUGCUGCUUACUUCACAUACAAUAGAGUAGCCUGGAGGCUUAUAGUCAGGAAAGAGGUGUUCACACCUAGUGAAGUCCUCACCAGCCCAUUGGCCUUGCAUCUAGUCUUUUGCCAAGUUGUCCAAGACUGCCUUAGUACUGGUUGUCUUCGUAUUUCAAGGGACCAGCGUACCAAAAUGAGAAAGUUGCUGGACAACUACGGUGUUACCCUUAGCAACAUACACUCAGCUCAGCAAAAAGUUACCAUUAAGAAGAAUGUCGUUGACAUUGCUAAAGACUGGCCUAUUUAUUUUGCAAGAAUAUUUCCCGUAUCGGGUGGUCAUCAGCAUCCAACUGUUCAGCACCUGGCAGUAUCUCAUUCAGGGGUGCGCCUAGUGCGGCAGGACAAGGCGUCGUCCACCCAUGAUGCCCUCACUGUCACUGACACUUUCAGCUUUGACGAGAUUGCUGAAACAUCUGUACCAAAGAGCAGUGCAAUACAGCUGAUUCUGACGUCAGGUGUACGUAUCUUGUUAUACACACACAGAGCCAACCAGAUUCAGUCAAUGAUUGACAGGUACCAGCUGGAUUAUGAUAAGCUACACCAGAAACAGCAGCCUGUCAUUUCGGCUGUGGAUGGGUACCACCACCAGCAACAGCAGCAGCAGCAGACACAGGGUCAACAUCAACAAGUAUCACUGCAACAACACCAGCACCAACGCACCUCACCCCAACAUGGAAGCCCAAGGCGUGCUAUGUCACCACCUCCAGCUCACAACCAUCUGGAUGCAUGGACUGGGCGGCCUCAGCAUACAGGAACUGUGCUCACCACAGCACAUGAGCUGUCACAGCAGCAGUACCAACAACAGCAACAACAACACACUCUUCCAAAUCAGCACGAUGGCAAGCACUCGUUGUUGCAGUUUGCAAUGCUGCACUUUCGACAGAGUCCUGAGAAGUUCGAGAUGCUUAAAGCAGCUGAUGGAUCCAUCAGUGGCUCCUUGAAAGUGAUAGAGAGUCUAAAAAGUAAGAAGAACAAGAGCAAGAAAGGCAACAAGGAGAAUGAAUGGACAUGGAAAGAACAGGUGGAUCUGGUGAAAUUUAGUUCAUCACCAAUUGAACAAUCAUUAUUACGCCUGGAUUCCGUUGAACUCAAUGAUUUAGCCAUUGAAUGUUUUGUAUCAAUUAUGAGAUACAUGGGAGACCUCCCCAUGCCAGCUGAUGUGACAGAGGUCAAAUGUGUUUAUACUAUACUUAUGCAUUGUCACAAACAUGAGCAGUUACGUGAUGAGGUCUACUGUCAACUCAUGAAGCAGACCACCAACAAUAAGUCAACAAGGCCAGACUCUUGUCAACGUGGCUGGAGGCUUUUUAGUAUAGUAGCUGCAUAUUUUGUGUGUUCGGAUGUACUUCGACCUUAUCUAUUUAAAUAUCUUGAAACAGCUGCUUAUGAUAAGAGAAGAGCAUACCAUGGUACUGCAACUGUGUGCCUGCAUAACCUACGUAAGACUUUUAAAUAUGGUGGUCGAAAAAAUGUUCCAAGUGUAGAAGAAAUUACUGCUAUCAGUGCAGGACGCAACUCAAAACGACAGAUAUACCGCUUACCUGGAGGCACAGAACGAGUUGUAAACACCAAGUGCACUACAGUUGUUCAAGAUGUGAUCGAGGAGAUGUGUGCUAUGAUAAAUGUACAGUCUCCAGCAGAAAUGGAUGAGUUCUCAUUGUACUGUAUAGUAGAAGGGGAUACAUUUACAAUGCCACUGGCACGUGAAGAAUAUGUGCUUGAUGUGACCACAGAACUCCACAAAAACCAGCAGGUUUUUUACUUAAUAUUUUGCCGGUCUGUGUGGCAUUUCCCUCUACGGCUUGACUCCCAUCUUUAUAUAGAAGUGGUUUUCAACCAAAUAGCACCAGAUUAUCUAGAAGGACUUUUGUUGGUGAUGCCAGGAGAGCAAUUGGAGCAAGAUGUCAUUUAUGACAUUGCUAAGAUGGCUGCACUACUGCAUCGUGCUGCUGACAUGACACAUCUGCCAACAAUGAAAGAAACGAAGUUCUUGUUACCAAAGCCUGCCUUAUCAGUACGUGAUGUGAAACCAGCUCAAUGGGUAAACAUGGUGCAGAGCAACUGGCAUGAUGUCCAAGGACUGUCUACAAUACAGGCCAAAGCACAAGUAUUAGACAUUUUAUCUAAAUGGCCAUUGUUUGGAUCUAGUUUCUUUGCUGUGAAGCGUGUGUCAGAUCCAAAAGAGCGUUCAGAGCACAUUUUGGCCCUUAAUAGACAUGGUGUCCAUUUCAUUGAUCUGGUGACACAUGAAACACUGAUUCAUUAUCCCUUCUCUGAGGUGAUCUCAACCAGAAAAGUGAAGUCAGAGGAUGGAACUCUGUUUCUGGAUAUGAAAUGUGGUAACCUGAUGCAGCAGCGUAUUACUCGGCUACAGACAGAUCAAGCGCAUGAGAUUUCACGUCUCAUUCGGCAGUACAUUACCAUGGAACAGAGACUCAGGCAUUCGUGAGGAGAAUUUCUGGUACUGCCUUUCACAGACGGAACUGUUGUGUUAUUACAGACACUGUGAACAUAUUGUGCUUCUUGAGAGAAAGGGCAAGUGUAUUACCAUUAGUGAACUGUGCAGUGCAUCUAUUGAACAUGUAAAAUUGAAAAAAAGAAAUCAUUCCCCAUAAAGGGAUAAAAGGCAAUGUGUGUAAUGAACGAACCUUGACGUUGUAUAUCAAAGUUCUGUGGCGAGAAUAGUCUAAAUUUUCUUAUUUUGGGAGAACAUUGUUUGAGCAUCAAGCAUAUGAUAUUUGGAAAGUGCUGGUUUCAUAUAUAGUUUGUCUUAUUUAUGUUUUUAAUGGCUAGUGCUUGUGAGACCAGAAAAAGUGGUUGAAAAAUAUACAUUGGCUGACAGGUGUUUUGUACAUUCAUGAUGGCAAAUGAAGUUAAAACCACAUGGAAAGAUUUAAAAUACUAUACUUACUUGUGAGUGAGAAUGAAUUUUACUGACUUAUUGAGAAUAAUUUUUGGCAUAGUUUAAAUUGGCAGAUAUACCUGAUACAUCCAGCUAGUAUAGUUUUAAGUUGUCAUAUUGAUAUUAUCUGUUACCAGAUAUCAAAAAGGUUCUGUUCUUUUCUAUGUAUAAAGUUGUCUACAGAUGCAUCUUAAAUGUAGAUCAAGCAUCUGUGACAGUAGUGCAUCUACAUUUUACUGUAAAGAAUUAUGUGCAGCUACCAAUAAAUUUGUGCUCAAAUGCAAUAAUUUCUGUAAAUUUAUUUGUAAAUACAUAUAACUGUAGCAAUCAUAAUUUGUCAUAUCAAAUGCUGCUAUGGUUCAUUGAUGGCUGAAUUUUGCUUAGUUGCUUUUGCAAUAGCAAGCAGUAAGCUGUAUCUUUGAAUAACAUAAGAAAUGUCUGUCACUAAAUUGUAUCAGUGCUCAGGUUUAUUUACUGAUAAGUAUACUGGUCACGACUUUGUAAUGUUGUAUUGAAAUGUAAUGUACUCUUGAAUAAGUGGUGCCAAUACUUUGAAUUAUUAUGCAAGAAAUAUAAGACUUUUUGUGUGCUGAACCUGUUUGGACCAUGAGAAAAGUAUGUUUGUUGUAAAGUGUGAUCGUAUGUGCAGAUAAGACUUUUGCACCUAUUAUUUGCUCAGUCAUUUAUUAUCUUAUGUGUUAUAUGAAAUGUGUAAUCAUAUGAGCUAAUUAUUUUACACCUUAAUCACAUGUAAUUAUAUACUUUCUUCUUUCAAUAAUAUGGCAUUCAUCCUACAGUUCACGGUUUUCCCACUUGACAUUAGUAUGAUAUCAUUAACAAGAGAAGCCAGAUAUUGAACACCAUGGAUCCAGAUAAAUUGUCAUUUAGAUAGGAGAGAAAAAAAAACCAGUUCUACAUUCCAAAGUUUGUGAGAAAAGUAACAGGAAUCUAUUCUUUGGCAUACAACUCGUAAUGAUUGUAAUCAAAUGUUGGUGUCGCUCUGUAGAUGAGUGACUUAGGUAUUAUUAUUUCUGUGUUGUCAGAAAGACCAGUUAUUAUUAAUUUUAUUUUUUGCAUAAAAUAUAAAUUAUUAUGAAAUAAGACGAAAUUCCAAUGUUAUAUAUAUUUGUAUUCAUUUGAUCUGGGAAAAAAUGGUGACUAUUAACAAAUUUCCAUUUUUAUUUCAUUAGGAGUUAAUAUUUAUUUCAAUAAAAUGUGCCUUUGUUACAAAGUUCCAAAAAUCUUUGUCCAUACAUAGAAUGCAAGAGGAAAACCUAAAAUAUUCCAAUGUUGAUUGUAUUGUUUAAAAAGAUUUUUCAUAGAAGCCUUUUCAUCAAAAUUGUAGUGCGCAUUUGAACCUGAAUUCAAAAACCUGGAGUAUAGCGCCUUCAUCACUCGUCCAAUGGACAAUAUUACAAACUGGUUGUAGUCAUUGGGCGAUCAGUGACAGAAGAAACUUUUGAUCUUUCGUGUUAGUUUCAAAAAAUGUAAUGUCACAAGGUAAAAUUUAUAAAUGUCUGCUCUUGAUGUAGAACAUCUGUGCUAAAAUCAAUACAAAGCCAUUGGUGCAUCAAAUGCCCCUCGCCUUGCAUUAAAAACAUUAAAAAUUUCAUUUCUUUUUAUCUUCUUUCUAAUAAAUAUCUGUCUUUUUUGUUACCAAAUGUUUUAAUGUUUGUUGUUGAAACACCUAAAAUUAAUAUUGAUUCAAAAUGUUUCCUUUUAUAUGUUCUUUUAAUAAGAGACACGUAAAUGCCCUUAUGAGUUACUUACCCUGUAAAAUUGAAAUUGUACUUUGUGAUUGUAGGUUGCAUGCAGUUCAAGAUAUGUAUUACGUGUUCUUUAUAUAUGGUUUCUCAUUGGACAGGCAAAUAUUCUACAUUUUGUUUUGGUGCUAAAAUUCUAAAAUGGAGAAGUUCAAGCCAAAAAAUGACCAUAGAUAUUUAUGUAAUGAAUCUAUUAAUUUUCUAUUAUGCUCUAUACAGCUUAAGUUCUUUGCUUUGAAAGAUAUUUGUUUAUCACAUACUCAUUUAAUUAUUAUGAGAAUUGUAAUAUUUUUACAAUAUUGAUGUACAUAUUUUAUAAAAGUAUGCCAUUAAAUAAAAAUUGUAAUGUCACUGUUAUAAUAUUUUGUACAAUUCUUCCAGUUUUUUAAAAAUGUUGUACUCUAUUGAGGAAAGAUACUAGAAAAAUUUGGUUAAGUGCUACAUGUUGUGUGUCAAGUUCAACAACAAAAAAUGACCUUGAUGAAGGCUAUAUGUAACAAUAGCCAAAACUAUAGCUGUUUUAUUUCACAGACAACAUAACCUAAACAUAGUAGAAGCCCACCUCCAUACAUCAUUCUAGAUGUCAUCCAGACUUACUUAUAAUUCUUCAUAUUCAAAUGUCCUGUUUGUUGAAGACGUAUAUUUAUUUCUAAAUUCAUGAGAGAAAGAAGCAUAAAAGAGUAACUGGUAUGUAUAGAUACUGAAAUGACAAAUAGUUAAGUAGAAGGAUGAAAAGAACAGACAACAACAAAAACUGCUGUACAUAAGAGGAAAAGUAAAAAUAAAACAACGAAUAAAAGGAUUAUGGAAAUGAGUAAGAGGAGAAAACUCAAUAAGUAAGGAACUGAAAGUAAAAGUGGUUUUCACCUUGGAGUGUCCUCAUCUUUGUCAUAAUGUAAGAGUCAUCUCAAAUGAGACACACACUAUCAGAGCAGAUUUGCUGAGAGUAGGAAAUGAGUAGACCUCCACAGCAAUCUCAUGUGAUCUAUGUAUAUGAUUCAUGUCAUUAAGACCAGCCCAUUAGCAAAUCUUCUCUGAUCAUUGGGACUCAUAUCAAAGCAGGACUCAGCACUGAAGACAAUUCUACUCAAUUCAAUGAGAUUCUGGGCCGAAGGGAUGCCUCAGACAGUGGUGGGAUACCAACCUGACUUGCCCACUGUGUACAGUCUUACAACCAGGAAUGCUGGUGUGAGUUGCCAUUUCAUUUCAUAGCAGGACCCCUUUGGUUGUCAUCCACAGUAUCCUUACGUCCCAGUGGUAUGUUGAUGAUAUUCCAAGCCCCAUUUUUAUACCUUUCAUGGCAAUCCAUCCUGGGCUUACAUUUCAUCAAGAUAAUGCCCACCUGCACACAGCAAGAAUUUCUACUGCUUGUCUUUCUACUUGCUAAAUCUUACCUUUUUGCCAGCAGGAUCGCCAAAUCUCUCCCCAAUUGAUAAUGUUUUGAUCAUUAUAGGGAGGGCCCUCCAACCACCUCCAGAUUUUGACAAUCUAAUGCACUAUUUGGCACGAUACCCCUUAGGAGGACAUCCAACAGAUCUAUCCAUCAGUCCCAAGGUGAAUGACUGCCUGCAUAAGGCCCAGAGGUGGACCAACAUGUUAUUGACUUGCUCUAUUUGUAAACCUCUUUCUCUUGAAUAAAGGCUCCACUUUUUUUGGAAUCUUAAUCAUUUGUUUGUACAUGUCAUGGUGGGUCAUUCUUUUUGUCUUUGAGAGCAUAUACUAGUUGAAUACCCCUGCUUCACCGACGUAUUUAUUACUUACUCUUCCAUGUGCCUCCUCACAACCUUCCCUCCGCCUCCCCGCAAACUCUCUGUUUCAGCAUCACACACACUCUCUCUCUUUCAGUCAAUUUCCCUCCCCCCCUCCCAAAUACCCAAGCUGUGCUUCCACUAACUGCCAGCGAUUGUCAGAAAUUGAUAUAGGUAUGACUUUAAGACACAACAGAUGUGUUUAUGAUAGUACAGUCUUAUACACAAUAUUGGGGGUACUAUUCCCAGGCACCUUGAUGUGUAAAUAAAUUUAUGGAUGAGCUAAUGUACAUUCCAUGUACAGUUGGCCAUAUCAUAAGGUCUAUGCCACAUACCUCCAUGCUUUGCCCUUGUACUUGAUUUAUUGUGAUGGCAAAUAUCAACUCUGUGUGGUUGUACAAUCUGCAGAAUGGCACCAGGACGUCCAAUGGAAUUUGGGUUGUGUGAGAUAUGUAUACUGAUUCACAACCACCCCUACCUGUUAUGCCAUUUGGUAAUAUGUUCAUUACACACAGUUAUGCUCCAUUGUACAGAUUUGGGGCAUUCAGAUAUCCCAUUAACAUAAAGCAUGCCCCUGUCUUUAACACCAAAUGGUGUGUGGCAUACAAGGAAGUGUCAGUGACUGCAGGAAUUCCAUUAGUGAUUGCCCCGUGCUGUUGUCAUUGACCACCAUGUCGACAGACAUGCAACAGGUUACAUCAGGUAGCAUACCCAGGAUUUAGUAUUUAUCACAGAUAUUAUGUUGUUUCUCCCCUUUCUCUGUUCAUCUCCUUUAUCCCCUCUGUGUCUACCUACUACUCUUUUUCUCUCCUGACCCAUCCCCUCUUGCACUCCCCUCUCCCUGUCGACACCUUCAUGACACACACCCUCCCCCCCCCCCCCCCUAUCUCUCUCUCUCCAUCUCCUACUCUGUUCAUCUCGAUCUUCUCCCAGACAUGCACACAUCAUCUACAUGUGUGGCCCCUGCAAAAGAGUGAUAAAGCAGGGUGGUACUACUGCCGUAACACACCUGUUCUGCCGGGCUGCCUACACAUUGAGGGAUGGAAAACCAUUUCUUGCCAAAGAUGUGUAGGCUGCCCUGCAAAGCAGGUCAGUAAGGUGAUUGGUACUGUUUCCCUACAACACCUGUCAUGCACAACACCUUAGAUGGCAGGGGCUUAAAAAAAUCACAUGUCUGUAUCUUCAUACUUGUUAGAGCCAUAGCAUUGUAAAUCCCCCUAUGUUUGUCCUCUUGAGGCAAGGAGUUUGUGUGCCAAAUUUGGUACACUUCAGUCCAGGGGCCUGGGAGGAUUUCCUAGACAUUCAUACAUAUUCUCAGCUUUAUUAAGAUACUGCCUUAGUGCCCAUUGCUGUGCGCACAUGACUUAAUGGUCAACACAAAUUUUUUGUCAUUUUUAUUUUUAAUCGAAUUUGUAUGUUGUUAUGUCCAAUGCUCAUGUGUAAAGCUACACACUGUGCAAACAGUGUACCUACUCUAUGCAAACUAAGCCACAGAAAUGGUAUUAACAUUUAAUAAAGCAAUUCUUCAUA